CCACGUGAACUUCAUGCUCAUCUUUGUACGGAGCCGACGACGCGACGGUGGUUCAGUCAGUAGACGUCCGCACAUUCGAACCGCAUCAUGACGCGAAUCCUGAUCGUGCUCUCACCGAAGCUGUUGCCGUUGCUGCUGACCGCGGUAAUGGUUCAGACUCAACAAUCGCAGCAGCAACGGCCUUUCCUCACGGAAAUAUUCCCCGAGCAGCUUGAUCAACAACAGCUCCAAUUUCGCCAGAGCCAAGUGCAGGUGCAAUUGCAGCAGGUGCAACAGGCGCUAGAGGCCCGGCCGCAGGAUCCGGGACUCCAGGAAUCGUUGCUACUGCAGCAAGACCAGUUCUUGCGCACAUUGCAGGACAUCCAACAAGAGCAGCUCGUGCUCCAACGGAGGAUCCAGGAUCGACUCAAUGGCGUACAAGUGCAACUCACACAGCUCGGGCAAGUGCCGCAACUUAUACCCGUCCCUGUACAGCAGUCCCAGCAACAGCCCCCACGAGAGGUUUUGCCACCGCAAUUCCAACAACCCUCACGAGUUGAGCCAUCCAUCAGGAAAACGCCCAAUUCCGAAGGAUCGUGUAAGACAGUUAAUGGCGAUUCGGGAACGUGUCGCCCUCUGGUUAGUUGUUUGUCAUUUUACGCUGAGCUCCCCGAAUUGAAAAAACAACCGUGUAAAUUAGCCGUUAAUGAAUUCGGAGUGUGCUGCCCCACUAAAAUCCGCAAUCCUGUUAAUCAACAAACAACGACUACAGGAGUGAUUAGAGCUCCACCACCACCAUCCGUGAAAAUACCUCCGUUUACUCCUGCACAGUUAAAUAUAGCUGCAACGAACGCAUUGCAACGAUUAAAUGAACGACGAGUCUUGGUUACUUCUUUGUUCACUAAACGGAUACUUGUGCCCUCGGGCAGUGCCGCAGCUUGGCACCAAGAGCUUUUUCCAACCACUAACGAAACGCUGUCCCAAGGAGAACAGGCACAAAAAUCAGUGGACGCAAGCGUGGGUCUCGUUAACGACUUUAAUUUGACUCGUGAUCAAGGAACGUUUGCUUUACCAAGUUUCAGUAUUCUAGAAACAGUACUUGGUGAUACAUGUCCCAGAACAUCAUUUUGUCAACCUCAUAAGUAUAGGUCAACUGAUGGAUCUUGUAAUAAUAUCAACCACGAACUUUGGGGACGAGCCAGUACGGCAUUACAAAGAAUUCUACCUCCAAAAUAUGGAGAUGGUGUGAACUCACCAAGGUCAAGAACAGCCAACGGUUCACCAUUGCCAAGUGCAAGGCAAGUAAGCGUUACAUUCACGCAGGACGUAGACUCGCCAUCUGAAAAUUACACCAUGUUAUUAAUGCAAUGGGGACAGUUCUUAGACCACGAUACGACACAUACGCCUAUAAGUAGAGGUCAAAUGGGAAGUGGAAUAUCAUGCUGCAGAAAUGGGAAAGAAAUUGAAAAUUCUCUACGACACCCCGAUUGUUUUCAAAUAGAAAUUCCUCGAAACGAUCAAAUGUUUGCACCGUUUGGUGAGAGAUGCAUGGAAUUUGUCAGAUCCUUACCCGCGCCACGUCCCGAAUGUAAUUUCGGACCCAGGGAACAAAUGAAUCAAAUCACUGCUUACCUCGAUGGUUCCAAUAUUUAUGGAUCUUCACUGGCAACUCAACAAAGUCUGAGAUCAUUUCGAGGAGGAAUGCUACUAUCACAAAAUAUCAGAGGAAAACAACUUUUACCCGGAAAUCCCUCAGAGUGUUCCGACGAUACAGGACGAUCAGCUUGUUUUAGAGCGGGUGAUGGACGUGUUAAUGAACAAAUCGAUUUAGCUUUAGUGCACACUAUUUGGUUGCGUGAACACAAUCGUAUUGCUUUCGAACUAUCCAGACUUAAUCCUCGUUGGAGCGACGAAGCGAUAUUCCAAGAAACUCGAAGAAUAGUGAUAGCUCAAAUACAACACAUAACUUACAAUGAAUUUUUGCCCAUUGUUUUAGGGAGAAGUUACAUGGCAAGAUUCGGAUUAUCGCCAUUAGAAAGUGGAUGGUCUAGAAACUACGACCCUGAACUAAAUGCUGGAAUAACCAAUUCUUUUGCAGCUGCUGCUUAUCGAUUCGGUCAUACACUUAUUCAAGGCAAUAUUCAUGGUUAUGGAAAAUUUGGAAACAUCCGAGAGAACCUUGUACUCAGCAAACAACACUUUGCACCAUUUAGUUUAUACAAAGAAGGAGCUUUAGACGACUUUAUCAGAGGAUUAUCUUUCCAGAGUUCUCAAAAUUUUGAUAGAUUUUUUACUAAAGAAGUCACUGAUCAUUUAUUCCAAGGGAGUUCAAAUUUUGGACUUGAUUUAGUAGCAUUAAAUGUGCAAAGAGGACGUGAUCACGGUUUACCACCUUAUAAUGAAUGGCGAGAAGUAUGCGGUUAUGGAAAAGCAAAAUCCUGGAAUGAUUUGGAAGAGUUUAUGGAACCACAAACUAUUACUAGGCUAGCAAGAUUAUAUGGUUCAGUUGACGAAAUUGAUUUAUAUAUUGGAGGAGUUUCUGAAAGACCAUUGAAAGAUGCUUUAGUGGGUCCAACUUUUGUGUGCAUUAUUGGAGAUCAAUUUUCUAGACUCAAACGUGGAGAUCGAUUUUUUUACGAAGAAGGAGGACAUCCAUCUUCAUUUGAUCAAGUACAACUACAAGAACUCAGAAAAAGUAGCUUAGCAAGAUUAUUGUGCGAUAAUUCUGAUAAUAUUGCCCUUGUUCAACCAUUAGCAUUUUUAAAACCAUCAUUUUUGAAUCAAAGGGUAGCUUGUGCAAGUUCUUCGAUACCAAAAAUUGAUUUAAGAGCUUGGGCUGGAGAAAAGUCUGCAGUACCAUAAAAUUAAGUCAACGAUAACUUUAACUUAAUAAUAGAAAUAAUAUGGAUACUGAUUUGAUUAUAUAUUAUACUAUAAUAAAAGAAUUAUAAAACAA
Molecule: messenger RNA, 2935 nt
Organism: Sipha flava (yellow sugarcane aphid)
Lineage: Eukaryota; Metazoa; Arthropoda; Insecta; Hemiptera; Aphididae
Product: chorion peroxidase-like
Exons: 12
Coding region: 88-2841 (917 amino acids)
Biological process (GO): response to oxidative stress
Molecular function (GO): heme binding; peroxidase activity
Source: RefSeq, a predicted model, not a curated record